This is a messenger RNA of Penicillium atrosanguineum, 705 nucleotides long. RefSeq lists its product as uncharacterized. Lineage: Eukaryota; Fungi; Ascomycota; Eurotiomycetes; Eurotiales; Aspergillaceae. The coding region runs from base 1 to 705 and encodes 234 amino acids. The record is from RefSeq and is a predicted model, not a curated record. The transcript is spliced from 2 exons.
AUGCGCUCUUUCAUCGCUGCUCUUUUCAUGGCUGGUGCCGUCACCGCCCAAGUUACAAGUGAGUACCUCGACUGCGCGACUGCGGCCCUCGACGGAAUCGACGUUUCAAAAUUCAAGGACUGCACCGACUUGACCAGCACACAAUGCCUGUGCGCGAACAAAGAUGCGUUCUCUGAGCUAACAGAUUCUGCCAAAGACGCCUGUAACAAGGCCGGUAUCAACAUGGACGACCUCGACGCUUCCCUGUGCGGUGCCAGCGGUGACAAGGUCGCUGCUCCCGCCCGCCACGCCAGCAAGCCCAUGGAGCCCGCCGAGGACCUGCACAUGCGCGCUUACUCGCCUAGCGAGGAUGUCGACGCUACUCAGCCCCGUGUGAUGACCGUCACUGUCACCGAGUCCUGCGCCUGCAAAGCUACUCCCACCAACCAUAUGCACGUCUCUCAGAUCCCCGUCAACGUGCCCGUUAGCAGCAGCAUGGGAGGUAUGGCUGCAGCCUCUUCCCCUGCUUGGUCUCACGGUGUUAUGGUCGGAGCUUCGUCUACCUCUGCCAUCUACAACUCUAUGAUGGCGACCCCUACCCCCAGCGGUGCUAGUGCCAACAAGUUCAAUACCUUCCAGGGCGCUGCCCCCCAGGUUAACGCUGCCCGUGGCGGUGUUGCUGCUCUCGGUGUCGCCGCUGUUAUGGGUCUGAUGAUCGCUCUGUAA